ACUUGAUCGAUCUUCUUUCAUCCCGGACUCCCAGGUGGUGCGUUGGCUUCUUUUUCGCUUCUUAUUUCUUAUCUUCUUUCUCCGCUUCUUCUUCGUAUACUUCGUCGGUUAGGGAAUUAGGUGGUCUCCUCUCGGUAUGGACAUGAUAAGAAAAAUUAGCAAUCAUGGGCCGUCUACGAUCCGAUACGCAUUCAACCGCCGCAAUGGAGUCGACCAGGAGACCAAGUCUCUGGGCAGGUAGUUUAAGACGAGAUCAUAUUCGCCUCGAAGAUCUUCCAUCCGAUACAAUACAUGAAGGCCACCAGCAUAAUGCGUCCAGGUCAGGGCCUUCGAGCGCCUCAAGACAGAACUCUUUUGCAUGGCCUUUCCAUGGUCGGAACGCUUCUGAAGUACCUUCCACCUCAAGGUCGAGUCGUUUUACCCUUCGAACUUGGCAACCCAGAUCUUUUUUCCGCCCUCACGACGAUGCCGCAAGUAUUGAUAGGAGCAUUGUUCCCGAUUAUGUGGUCAAUUUCAUGAGAGGAGAGACCCCCGAGACCUUGGCAAGGAAGAGGGAACAAAGCAAAUGGGGCCAACAUGGUGUGGAGGUUACUCCACGUCGAGGCACCUAUGCGUCGUAUCCUGUGGAGUUCGGUAACUAUGCCUCGCCGGAAACGGAAGCCCGUGAUUUGAAUACACGCAGCAGUUGGAGUCGACGAAGCGGCCUGCGGAGGCAUAUUACGGGAUGGCGAGGUGGAGUCAUAUUCAACUCGUUGGUAUCGUGCGUUAUCUUGCUUGUCGGGAUCAUCUGCUUAAUACUGGUCAUCACCAAGACGAAACUUCUUUCCGGAGAAUCAGCAAUAUUCUCGGGUGAUUGUGCGAAAGCAAAUCAUAUCAAUACGGGAGUUCAUCUUGUUAUCAACGUAUUUGGCGUUGCCCUGGUUUCCGGGGCCAACUACGUCUUUCAAGUCCUCUCGAGCCCAACAAGACGAGAAGUAACCGUGGCCCACGAGAACAAGCACUGGCUCGACAUCGGUAUACCAUCGAUACGUAACUUCACGCAUAUUUCGGGAUUUAGAGGGACGGUUGCGAUCCUCGUCUUGUUGGGCGCAGUUGCAACCCAAGUAAUAUAUAAUGCAGUAAUUUUCACGACUCAAAAUGUAGUCAACUACGACGUAUUAUCCGUCACACAAUCGUUCCUCGACCACGCUCCUUUCACUAUCAACCCAGAGACCAAUGAAGGCGAACUUUCACGCUCUGACAUUCUUUUCCUCCAAGAUGCCGCCAGCCAGGCAGGUGACUUAACUAACUUAACUUCGGUUUCCUGUUUACAGGAAUUUUCCGGAGUCUUCCAACCUUCGUUUGAUGCUAUUUUACUCAUUACAGACUCGGUAUCGACUACCUCUUCUCUCAUUUCGACUAGCAAGCCUGGCACAUUACUUACUACCUUCACUUCAAACAACAACAAUGACAUUAUAGCCUCAGAUGGCUCACUCGUUCAAUAUUGUCUUGCGCAUCCCAGUGCGCCACAGACAUGUAGCGUUAACCUCAGCGGCUCUAUUUUGGGCGUUGUAGUAUUACUCAAUCUUACCACUGUUAUUAGCAUGGCAGUUAUUCUAGGGAGGUCUACUUUCGAACCCCUCGUAACCGUUGGCGACGCUAUCCGCUCGUUUCUUCGCAACCCAGACCCGACGACAGCUAAUGCAUGCCUUCUCACUAAAACCGACGUUAAAGAAGGAUCCUGGGCUUCUAGUGAAUCCCAGUACUUCGUUCCAGCCAACCGCUGGUGGUUCCAGACGCCGUCGCCUCCACGCUGGAUGCUGACUGUAAUAUUCUGGACCUUGAUUACGGCCCCGACUGCCGUAGCUCUAGGGUUGAUGGUCAGCACAAAUUUGGACAAUCCCUUGACGUUUUUUGGCGUCGCAACAUCUCGCUUGACUUUCCGCCCACCCAUUCCACUCGACACACCACAAGCGGCGCUCCUAACUGCAUUACCACAGCUCCUCCUGGCAGCUUUAUAUCUCGUCGUCAACUCCCACCUCACGGUAUACUUUCUGUCGCACGAAUUCUCCCAAUUCGCUCUUGGCCCCCAGCCUCUUCGAGUCUCCUCCAACCCGGCCGGCUCGCAAACCACGAGCCUCUUCCUUACGCUUCCGCGACCCGUUUCCUGGGCCCUACUUGCCUGGUUCGCGGCAAUGGGGUUUGCCCUUAGCCAGGCCGUGUUCCCGGGUGUCAUCACCUUCCAAACACCAUCUUCCACACCCGUGACCCCCUCCACGGGCCCCAAAGCCCUUUCUGGCGACGACAUCGUGGCCAUCUCUUUCAGCACGCAAGCGCUACUAACCCUAGCAUCUCUUCUCUUGCUCCUCGCCCUAGCCAUCGUUUUCCUAGGAUUCAGACGCGCACCAGCCGCUUCCUUCGCUAGCGGCGAGGGCAAAGGCAAUCCGCUCGUUCUACGCGGUGGCUCCUGCAGCGCCGUCAUCAGUGCCAAGUGCCAUAACCACGACAUCGUUCCCGAAGACCAAAGCCCUCGGGCGGGGGGCGGGGGUGAUCUUUGGCUCCGCCCCGUCGCCUGGGGCGUCGUUGAAGAAGGCACUGGUAUGCGCCCCGGCCGAUGCGGAUUCUCCGCCGACGGGAUGGGUUGUUUGGAUGCAGGGCGAAACUACGUUUAAGGCUUCGCAUGUAAUAAAUGGAGAUAUACAUAAAUUUUGGGGGUUAAUUGGUUAAUUAACAGCAAACGAUAACCUACUUUUGGAGUGUUUUGAAGCGGGAGGUCGGGAAAGAGGUUCAUAUGGAUAUAUACCCCAUCGCGACUACGACGAUACGGCGUUUUCUUUUGCUAUUUUCUUUUCUACCCAACCACUUGCUUAGGUUUAACGUGUGGGAAGUUUCUUGUUUAUUUUAUUUUUUUGGGGAAGACUUCUCAUACCUGAAAAGAGGUGGAGUUUAUGCAACGACAAGACAAGAGCGAAACGAAACGAUUAGCUUUACUUAUUCUUCUUUCUUGCUUACUUGCUUGAUGCGUUGACGCGGUAUUCAUGGCACGAUGACUUACUUAAGAAAGCGAAAGUCUUUGGUGGAUGGAUGAUCGAAGAAGGGGGUUUGAUUAUUACCUAGCGUUGAUGAACUUUUUAUAAAAGAAAUCCCCCCCGAGGAAGACUCGAGGGCGAGAUCUAUAUACCUAUGUUUGUACGGAGUCCGGCGAGUACCGGAUCAGAUCAAAUCGAUCGGUCUAUCGAAAGAUGAAGCAGAGGAAAGGAACGGAAAGGGGAGAUAAGGGGAAAGGGAAAGGGAAAGCCGAGAUGGAUUCUCGGGUGCCUAACACUUGCUUUGCUACCUAUCUACCUACUUACCUGCCUACAUAAUCCAAUAUGAUCAUCUUAUAUUAUUCUAUCA
Molecule: messenger RNA, 3375 nt
Organism: Hypoxylon fragiforme
Lineage: Eukaryota; Fungi; Ascomycota; Sordariomycetes; Xylariales; Hypoxylaceae
Exons: 2
Coding region: 165-2651 (828 amino acids)
Source: RefSeq, a predicted model, not a curated record